This is a messenger RNA of Phytophthora nicotianae INRA-310, 186 nucleotides long. RefSeq lists its product as hypothetical. The coding region runs from base 1 to 186 and encodes 61 amino acids. Lineage: Eukaryota; Oomycota; Peronosporomycetes; Peronosporales; Peronosporaceae. The record is from RefSeq and is a predicted model, not a curated record. The transcript is spliced from 2 exons.
AUGGAGUGCACGAGCGGUGGAGAGACGGAUAGAGAACAGGCAAGCGUGCAGCGGAGAGACAUGAAGAGCGGCAGCGGCUUUGAGCAGCGUGUCGUGGAAGAGGUGGUGAGUAGUAAAGCGCAGUGCAAUGGGCCGUGCGGUGCAGCAGUGGUUAAGGGCGAUGCAGAGCAGGGCGGUGCACAGUAG